Effrenium voratum is the source of this 1488-nucleotide messenger RNA. The record is from the annotation of a GenBank genome assembly. NCBI's taxonomy places the organism in Eukaryota, Dinophyceae, Suessiales, Symbiodiniaceae.
AUGCGGGCGAUGGUGAUUCUGCCCAAUGGCAUCAUGGGCCCCGUGCCUGCGACUAUCCCUGACGACAUGGCGCUGCCGCAGAAGUUCGCGCGCUGGCCCAACGGCAUCCCCGCGCCGCCCACAGAGGCGCCUUCUGUGGAGCUCAAGGAUGCGCCGGUGUCACCGGUGCCGGACAAGGAGCCAGCAGUGCUGCCCCCGGCUCGCGUGGAGCCGAGGGCGCCGGUGCUGCAGCGCGCCUUCAGCGUAAAUAGCGCCAUCUUCCGAAUUCAUUGGACAGUGGACGCCAAGGUCCUGAAAUCCUCCGACCGGGAGAAAGUGUCACCGCCCUUCGAAGUGUCCAUGGGAGGCAAGGAGGUCCAGUUUAAGAUGUGCCUCCGGCCCACCGUGACCUCGGAGAGCCGCGGCGGCGCCUCCUUCCGGAAGGCCAAGGGCAAGGGUACCGUGGACCUCAGGUGCUUAAACGAGCUCGACCCGGCGCGAAGCUGCCCCAUGUCCUUCCGGAUCGCCGUGGGGAAAGGCUCCGACGCCAAGCGCAUCUCUAGCACAGUGAGGCACGACUUCUCGCAGAGGGCCAUUUGUCCAUUGCCCGAUGGCGAGGAGGAGUGGGACUUCAAGACGGUGGUAGAUGAGGCCCUGUCGGGGCCAGUCUGGGCAGGUUAUGGGCCACAGAAACUGUCAUGCAUCCGGUCCGACGCAGGCGCAUUGCUUGCAGCGCUGUGCUCCAGUCUGGCAGUUGGCCUUCCCUUGAGGCUGGCCAAAGGUGCCUUAGAAGGCGUCCGCCAGGCGGACGCGGCUCAGCUUAUUGCAGACACUCAGGAGGCUCAGCGGCCCUCGAUUCUCUGGGUGCAGAACAUCGGGGAGUUCAUCCUGGGCUCCAUUCUGGUGCUCCUCUCCUUGACAGCGAGCUGGUUCUUCGAGCGCCAGCUUGCGCGUCUGGAGUGCUUGGUUUCCAUAGGCCGCAACAACUGCGUGAGCGUCACAGAGGCGCAGGAGAAGAACUGGGGUCAGCUGCUGCACAUCAAGGGGGACUUGCGGGCGGAGGCGCCCAUGAAGGACCCCCGCUUCGAGUCCGAGGUCCGAGGCGCCGCGCGGCUCCGGACCCGGGUGCAGGUCUUCGUGCCGGGCACUGGAUGGUCCGAGAAUGUCCGCGGUGCGGGUACGCGCAUCACCAAUUCCAGCCUGGUGAAGCUUGACGGCUUCGCGGUGCCAGACGGACUUCUAGAUCAGCUUGGCAGCUUUAGCUGCUUGAGCUCAGUUUUAGGUCUAGAGGUGCGCGGCAGUGAUGGCAAGGCCUACCAGCGGCACUCAGACGGAUUCUACUACUGGAGGUCUGGUAAGUGCACCGCCCAGCAGAUAGCAGAGGCCCCGUGCGAAAAAGAUCUGCGGGCCAGCUUCGAGCAGAGCUCCGAAAAGGCCACGGUGCUAGCCUUGCAGGCGCCGGUCAAAGAUGAGAUGGUCUUGCUGCCGUACAGGUGUAUUGCCCAGUGA